Babesia microti strain RI is the source of this 948-nucleotide messenger RNA. RefSeq names its product WD domain G-beta repeat. The coding region runs from base 1 to 948 and encodes 315 amino acids. Gene Ontology annotation, molecular function: protein binding. Gene Ontology annotation, biological process: mRNA splicing, via spliceosome. NCBI's taxonomy places the organism in Eukaryota, Apicomplexa, Aconoidasida, Piroplasmida, Babesiidae. The record is from RefSeq and is a predicted model, not a curated record. Gene Ontology annotation, cellular component: catalytic step 2 spliceosome. The transcript is spliced from 6 exons.
AUGGAAUUGGUGGGCACACUAACAGGGCAUAAAGGUUGUAUAAAUAAUGUGGUAUUCGACUCACAUGGAGUCUAUUGCAUGACUUGUGGAAAUGAUCGCACUAUUCGUCUAUGGAAUCCGCAAAAAUUGCUGCCAAUCAAAAUGUAUUCUGGACCGCACAAUCAUGAAGUAAAUUGUGUAGCAAUAUCAUCCAAUAAUUCAAAGUUUGUAUCCGGGGGUGCUGAAUCUAACGUUUUCAUUUGGGAUGUAAUUGAUGGCAGUGUUGUUAACAAGUUUAUGGGCCACACGGGCAAAAUUACAACUGUCACAUACUGUGCCAGUGACAACAUAAUUGCAACAGGAUCACUAGAUACCCAAGUAAAGAUUUGGGAUAAUAGAUCAUACAAUAAAAAGCCUAUCCAGAAUUUUAUUGAUGCUAAGGAUUCAAUUUCGACUCUUGAAACAUCUUCUUAUGAGAUAAUAACUGGGUCAAUUGAUGGCAGAGUCAGGAUAUACGAUCUUAGAAAGGGGCUUCUAAUCACUGAUGAUUUUAUUAAACCUGUGACUAGCAUUUCAUUAUCGAGGGACAGAGAUUAUUUGAUAGUAUCGUUACUAGGAGGCAAUGUUCACUUUGUAGAAAAACGCACUGGUGAUACAUUAAAAUCUUAUAGUGGUCACUUGCACAAAGAAUUUAGACUAAAUUCGGUACUUGAUGGUGAAUGUAAAAUUAUUGUGUCUGGGUCAGAAGAUGGAAGAAUUUGCUAUUGGCCCUUAGAAGGGGGCGAUAUGAUGUAUCAGAGGGCUCAUAAGGGCCCAGUUAUGUGCAUAAAAUUCUCAAUGCGUGAAUUUAUAAAAGAUGGUGUUUUACAAACAGACCUGGAUUUGCAAGCAAGGGAAUCUCUAAAAACCGGCAAGCAAUUGAUGUUAUCAGUUGGUAGCGAUGGUUCCUUGAAGGCAUGGCAUAUUUGA